AUGCAAAUUGAGCUGCGACGAAAUUGUGAGAACAUUUUGCUGAAAGAUCUUCACGAGGUCUUUUCCCGUCUGGUGCGCGUUCAAAGUCGUGGGGUGUUUGUUGACAUCGGAAAGAAGGCGGGAGAGUGGGGUGGCACCGCCAUCUGUCGAGUCUGUCGUCAAACUCUUCUUUCAUCCACCACAGGGAGCCGCUCCGGCGGUAGUCAGGAGAUUGGCGGACCACACCAACCUCCUCUUUUGGUAUUUCAAUGCUCUCACGUCUUUCAUCAGGCCUGCCUCUCACGCUUCGGCCGAGUUUUCGCCUGCCCUGUGUGCGUGCAAGAGCGAACGGGAGCUGCUCAGAAUACCUUGCAUCAAGUAUGA
This is a messenger RNA of Hydatigera taeniaeformis, 363 nucleotides long. Lineage: Eukaryota; Metazoa; Platyhelminthes; Cestoda; Cyclophyllidea; Taeniidae. The record is from the annotation of a GenBank genome assembly.